CACGAUAUUAAACCCGGUCAACAUUUAACGAACACAACUGUCUGUCAAAAAUAGGUGACACGCCCACAAACAGCCGACUGUGGGGACGCGGCGCGGCGAAACCGUGUGGUUUCAGCAUAACAACUAACAUUCCAGAGAGUAGCGACAUAUUAACGGCUUCAGCUGUCAAACAAGGUGAGACUUGACCAUGUCACUUUUCACCGAAGACGUGUUUCUUUAUCCUUAACCUUCGAUAAUGAAAAGGACUCACCAGUGCUGAUCCGUAAUACAGGAGCCUUCGAGUGCCUGUGCUUCCUCCCGCAAUUACAAGAAACGCACGAGCACCUGGCCACACGACAGCCUGUGUGUGUAGCAGCAGGCUUUGAUCUUCACACAGCUGGGUGAAGAGCCUCUUGCUGGGUGUAGUCGUGUCCUCCACAGUCCUCCUCCUGCUCCUGCUCUCCGCAGUGCUCUGUCCCACCCUUCACAGCUAUGAACUGGCCUUUCGGGACAGAGAGAAGGUGCAAGCUACAGCUGCCUUUGUUUCCUCCACCAUUUAGCCCAAACUGAAGGCCAUGCAGGACAGCAAGCAGCAGUACGAGGAGAACAUCGGGAAGCUGUUGACCCGCUUUGGCAAGGGGUCCCCUGAGGCGAGGAGAAAGGCGGAACAGGCACUGUCCCUGCUCCUGAAGAGCGUGGGGAUGCUGGCCAAAGCCGACUCCGUCUUCGCCACCACGGCUCCCUACCACAACUUCAUCCUGGCCUUCGUCCCUCAGGACCUGCCUGACGUCACCCUGACGAAGAAGCAGUUUGUGGAGGUCAACCGGAAGUUGGACUCCAUCAGUCUGAAAGUGUUGCUGCUGCUGACUGCGGUGCAGUGGUCCUGCUACGCCAGCGAGUACUCGGAGGCUGAGGCUGAGAUCGAGAACGCCUGGGAAAAGUUCACCGAAUUCAUAAAUUCCAAGUUUUCCCAGGAGGAGGACAAGGUGAAGUGUGGCCAGCUUCUACCGCUACCUGACCCAGGAGGGGCCCUCGCUUCGGGUCAACCUCUUCACCAUCCUGGUGGAGAAGUUCAGAGGCAACAUCACUGCCGUGAUGGAGUACAGCCACCACUUCUCCACAGUGAUGCUGAGGGGUCUCCAGCUUCAACUGUAUUACCACAUGAUGAGGGGCUACAACAAGGGAGAGGCCAAGGCCACUGAGUUUGCUCAGAAGUACAACCAGGUGUUGAAGGCCGAGCAGAACGCUCUGCUUUACUGCAUCCAAAACUACCAGAAGUGGAUCAAGAAUGAUGUGCAGGUAAUAGGCGAAAGGUCUACAUGGCAAGACAGCAAAGACUUGGCUUUGAACAUCAAGAAAUUUCUGGAUGAGAAGUACUUCUGGCUGGACUGGGUGAUGGUAGUGUACAGUAACGACGAAACCGGACUCUCUUCCACUGGACGUCACAUGGAAAUUCCAACCCAAGACCGAGUCGUCAUCCUGUUCAACCGAAAGAAGUAGAGGAAAGUAGAGGAAAACGAGAAAGAUGAGGUGAGAAAGUAUUUGUCAACAACAGAGAAUAUACGCACAGUAAGUUAUCCUGGUGUUAUCACCUAUAAGGAGAUUACACGUCUUUGUGGAUUUGAGGAUCCUGUAGAUGUCCUGAAAAAGGAGGUUGUGUCUCAGCCUUACGUAGCUGGGCUCCAUGCAGGACCAUCAUAUGGAAAGAUCUACCAAACAGAUGAUUUGGGAUCAGAAAAAGUUACGUGCCUCGCAGGCUAUAUUGUGACGUACGCAACAGACUACACCGUAUUUCUGGAGAGGGAAGGGCAGUCCCCACCCCCCUGCUCCUCAAAUCCCUGCUUGAAUGGUGAAUGUGUGGUGAUAAAGGAAACUUCCGGAGAGUUCUGCAAGUGCCACAAGAACUUCUACGGUGAGAAGUGUGAGCUCAACGUGCUGGACGAGCUGGACUGGAAGCAGCGCCAGGAGAAGAUCAGCGGCAUCCUCUCGCAGCCAGUGCCCGACCUGGCGUCCAGCAUGCUCAAGCUCACAGCCCUGCUGGAGAGCAAACCCCGACCUGGCGUCCAGCAUGCUCAAGCUCACAGCCCUGCUGGAGAGCAACAAGCAGUCAGAGGACUGCUGAUCGCGCCCGUCCUGCUCCUUAUUUUAAUGGCUUCUGCUCUGCACCAUAGCUGAUAUCCACAAAUUAAUAUCCAUAAUCAUUUAUAGUUGCCCAUUAGGUAACCAUAAUGAUUUAUUGACAGUGGGGUGGUUCCUUGUAAUUUAUUACAUAGUAUAAUGAUGUCAUUGGCUGUUGCUUGGUAGCAAACAAACAUUUUUUGAUGAAUGAGAAGCAUAAAUAAAUCUUCCUAUAUCAAACAGAGCCUUCUGCAAUAAACCUUCCAGCACCA
Anguilla anguilla (European eel) is the source of this 2369-nucleotide messenger RNA. RefSeq lists its product as uncharacterized. NCBI's taxonomy places the organism in Eukaryota, Metazoa, Chordata, Actinopteri, Anguilliformes, Anguillidae. The record is from RefSeq and is a predicted model, not a curated record. The transcript is spliced from 3 exons. The coding region runs from base 555 to 1181 and encodes 208 amino acids.